AUGAUUUGGGAAAAUCUCUGCAAGGCGAGCAACGAGCUGGAGCACAACGAGCGUUUGACGCCCUCCCAGCGCGAGGCCGUGAGGGCGGCUCUCUGGCAGAGAUGUACCAUCAUCCAGGGCCCCCCAGGGACGGGAAAGACUAGUACGUCCGUCGAGAUAUUGAAGCUAUGGGCCCAGGUGGGCGUCGGGAAGAUCCUAGCAACAGCUGAUGGGAACGUGGCGGUGGACAACAUCGCGCAGGGGCUGGCCCGAGCGGGAGUGAAGGUGGUCAGGAUAGGG
Messenger RNA from Guillardia theta CCMP2712, 279 nucleotides. RefSeq lists its product as hypothetical. Gene Ontology annotation, molecular function: 5'-3' DNA helicase activity. The transcript has a single exon. The annotation marks the transcript as partial. The record is from RefSeq and is a predicted model, not a curated record. Lineage: Eukaryota; Cryptophyceae; Pyrenomonadales; Geminigeraceae.